This is a messenger RNA of Colletotrichum aenigma, 1338 nucleotides long. RefSeq lists its product as uncharacterized. Lineage: Eukaryota; Fungi; Ascomycota; Sordariomycetes; Glomerellales; Glomerellaceae. Bases 1 to 1338 code for a protein of 445 amino acids. The record is from RefSeq and is a predicted model, not a curated record. The transcript has a single exon.
AUGUCCAACAUCUCAGACGAUUCUAGUUUCCCCAGGGGGCCAAGUCUCGACAGACAACGAGUCGCGUCGCAAAACAAUGAGAACGACGCCGGCGAAAGCCUCAUGAGCGAAAACAGCUCCGACAAGAACACCGAAAUCGCCGCUCUAGAGGAUUCCCACGGCGUCAGGAGAAGGAACUCUCCCGGCGCGAUCCAGCAAUUUCUCCUUGAUGCCCUCCUCAUCAUACCUUCGAUAUGUUUCAUCGUUUACGGAAUGAUGGCUCUCCAGAAUAAUGGCAAGCCGAUUGAUGAGGACCCGGUUCCAGCCUUACGCAUGGCCGCGACGUAUAGCCCGACCAUCUUUCCUAUCGCCUUUGCCGCUGUUGCUGCGAAUUUGCUGAAAGCUGCAGCCGGCUGGAAGAUGGAGCGAGGCGUCACGGUUCUGAGUCUCGAGUACCUGCUUAGCUGCCGCACCGUCUUCAGUGCAGUAACGACACCUUUUACUUUACGGCGUGCAAACAUCCUGGUACCGUUCCUUGUCGCUCUCUGGGCCAUGUCGCCUCUAGGCGGCCAGGCCGCUCUGCGUAUAAUGGAGAUGAUCUCUUCACAAGUAUCGGAGCCGUAUCCAUUUGAAUAUCUCGAGUUCAUGUCCGUCUUUCCACAUUCGAGUCCUGUGAGCUCAGCCGGAUCUAGUCUGAUGCCCUCGAUUCAAGGGACCUUCAUCUCAGCUCUAUCUAGUUCCGAGGAAGUCAAAGUAGGGCUUCGAGAUGCGUUCGGGAACGUCAAGAUUCCGAUGCUUGAACACUAUCCACCGACAACGACAGCCGAUCCCGAGGGCUGGUAUAAUAUCGGCCUUAAUGGGUCUGAUAUGAUUUGGUCUGCGAUUAUGGGCAUUCCUGUUGCAACACAGGGUGGCUUCUCUCGGGGGCAGAACUAUUCUUUCACCAUGAAUACUUCCUAUAUGAACGCAGACUGCUCAGUACGCCGCGGACAAGCAAUGAACCUCGGAAACUGGUCCAAAUACAUGAACAAAACUGGGCUGUACAACACUGGCAGGAUUCUCAUCAUCAGGCCCGCCGGAGUUCGCAACAUAUUCAGCAAAACACCCACGGAUCUCAUACUCGAAGCUUACUACUUACCGAACGAAAUAACCACCAAUGCUACGUGUGUUAUCACAACGACGCAUGCCGAAGUUGACGUGACUUGCCAAGGACCUGUUUGUGGCUCUCGUCGCAUUAGACGAACUGAGAAGCCGGAGAACAUGACAGUGAGAACGGUAUUGGAUGGCAUUGCAGCAGAAGGGUCCCAGAAACUCGUGCCGGCGGGAGUUCUUAACGCAUUCAUGGAAACCCUCGUAUGA